AAUUUAGCAUUGUACAGAUGAACUGCCACUCUGUGUAGUUCUUGGUCAUUGGGGUGCCGUGCUGCUCCCUGUCUCUACUCUUCUUCCUAAUAGCUUCAUCCUCUGGAGGGAGAUGUGGGUAUUUGGGUACGGUUCUCUAAUAUGGAAAGCAGGCUUUAACUACGAUGAUCGCCUUGUUGGUUUCAUCAAAGGUUAUCGCCGUGUUUUCUAUCAAGGCAGCACUGACCAUAGGGGGACUCCAGAGUAUCCUGGAAGAACUGUCACUUUAGAACCUGCUGAUGGGGAAGUCUGUUGGGGAGUUGCUUACAAGAUCUCCAAUAAGGAAGAUGAAGAAACUGCAAUAAAUUAUUUGGAAGUGAGGGAGAAGCAGUAUGAUCAGAAGGCUUAUCUUGAUUUGUUCACUGAGGCCGCAGCUACAACUCCAGCUGUUUCAGGAGUAAUGGUAUAUAUAGGAUCACCAGACAAGAAGCAUAACCAAAAUUACUUGGGGCCUGCACCUCUUGAAGAGAUAGCCAAACCAUGGCAUUGGCAUGGCUCAUAUGCAAAGUCAUUCCCUAUCCUAUGUGCAGACAAAUUGUACAUGCUGAAGGCCCUUCAGGACCCAAUAGAGACUAUCUUUUCCAACUUGAAAAAGCCCUUCUUCAAAUUGGUUGUAAGGACAAACAUAUAAUGGAUCUUGGAAGUGAAGUGAGGCGCGUUCUUUCAGAGAGGGAGCCUGACCUCGUAAUGCUAUGAACAUUAGGCUUACAUUCUUAGAUUCGUUCAAAUGGAGCAGUCAUCCAAAAAGACAUUGUAAUUGCGAUAUAUUAUUGUUUGACACAAGAUACACUUAUGGAACUUAAUUAUUCAGCUCUGAGCUGAACUGGAGCUAUUUUUUCAUGAAUAAAAAUGGAUUGGCCUA
This is a messenger RNA of Hevea brasiliensis (rubber tree), 901 nucleotides long. RefSeq names its product gamma-glutamylcyclotransferase 2-3. Gene Ontology annotation, biological process: glutathione catabolic process. The transcript is spliced from 8 exons. Lineage: Eukaryota; Viridiplantae; Streptophyta; Magnoliopsida; Malpighiales; Euphorbiaceae. Gene Ontology annotation, cellular component: cytoplasm. The coding region runs from base 113 to 670 and encodes 185 amino acids. The record is from RefSeq and is a predicted model, not a curated record. Gene Ontology annotation, molecular function: gamma-glutamylcyclotransferase activity; glutathione specific gamma-glutamylcyclotransferase activity.